This is a messenger RNA of Salvelinus namaycush (lake trout), 8766 nucleotides long. Its product is annotated as activin receptor type-2A. The coding region runs from base 1030 to 2577 and encodes 515 amino acids. Gene Ontology annotation, molecular function: ATP binding; activin receptor activity; activin binding. The transcript has 11 exons. NCBI's taxonomy places the organism in Eukaryota, Metazoa, Chordata, Actinopteri, Salmoniformes, Salmonidae. Gene Ontology annotation, biological process: cellular response to growth factor stimulus; protein phosphorylation; activin receptor signaling pathway. The record is from RefSeq and is a predicted model, not a curated record. Gene Ontology annotation, cellular component: activin receptor complex; plasma membrane.
GGAAAACGUUGAGGAUACUGCACGCUUGGGAAAAUGCUGUACUGCCGUUCUUGUCUUGGAUACGCUCAUGACUUGACAGCAGCGUGUUGACAAAACGAAUUAACUGUUGAUCUCAUGUGUGUUUCCCAACGACGCUUCUGAUUAAAUCUUGGUUGCUCCAAAGCUGCAACGAUUUUUACAGACACUGGUUGCCAGCUUUUACCGUAUGCAUAACUAGCUCGCAAAAGUCAACGGACAGAACACGUUGCAAUCCAUUGGGAAGGGAAAAUACAAUGUUUCUGUUUGGAAUCGGAUUAUGCGCUAGCAUAACGUUAACGUUACAUUUUGGAAGGUGAAGACAGCGUUGUGAGGACCAAGAAAUUAGAUGUAUCAAAUAUAACGUUAGUCCACGACAUGUGGUGUAUUGAACGUCUUAUUUAGCUAGCUAACGUUAGAUAAUUUACGAUAACUAGCAAACUAAGUAAUUUAAACUACCUGAUGCUAGCUAACGUACACAUUUUAAGAUUGAGGGUUAAUUAGCUAUGUUCCAUGGUAUUGUUGCUGAAUUUACCUGGUUUAGUCUAAUUAGGUAAAAUAACAAUGAUAAACAAUUGGAAAUCGUUUGUAAUAUUGCUAGCUACUAGUAGUACUGUAACAUGCUAACUAACGUUAGAUGGAUCGUUAGACCAACAUGCAACAAGUCAGUCAAUAGCUAUGGUUUUAACCAUUUGGUAGUCUCUAGCUAGCUACACAAGUAUCACCUCUUCCAUAUUUGUGGACAUAAUUCGUCAGGACCUUCAACUGUGUAACGUAGUAGCAAGCCUCUUGGCUGGCCAGUGGAUAUUUUGGAGUGGGUCUACUCAACAAACACCUGUCAGCUGGAAAGUCAGUGUCAAUACCACACUAUGUUGUUGACAAUACUAGCUGGCUAGUUACGUUAGUCUUUUUUUUUUUGCACAGACCUUCAUAACACACAGUGGAGGAGCAAACCUUUGCAGCUGUGUGUUGUGUUUAUUUCCCGGAAAUAAAAGGAUUUCAAUUGGAUUGAAAAUGGGAGCCGCUAGCGAGCUGGCGUUUGCUGUUUUUCUCAUCUCGUUUUCUUCAGGUGCAAUCCUGGGUCGCUCGGAGACACAGGAGUGCGUUUACUACAACUCUAGCUGGGAGAAGGAGCGAACCAACCGCAGUGGCAUCGAGCCUUGCUACGGCGACAAGGACAAGAGGCUCCACUGCUUCGCCACCUGGAAAAACACCUCGGGAACCAUCGAGAUCGUCAAGCAGGGCUGCUGGCUGGACGAUGUCAACUGCUAUGACAGUAGUGAAUGUGUGGAGACGAAGGAGAGUCCGGACGUCUUCUUCUGUUGCUGCGAAGGCAACACGUGUAACGAGAAGUUCCUCUACAGCCCCGACACGCAGGCUGUCCAAACGACCUCCAACCCGUUUACCCAGAAGCCUCAGCUGUUCAACACCCUGCUGUACUCUCUGGUGCCCAUUAUGGGCAUCGCCGCCAUCGUCCUCUUCUCCUUCUGGAUGUACCGUCAUCACAAGCUGGCAUACCCGCCCGUCCUGGUGCCAACACAGGAACAACUGGGGCCACACACCCCUCCCUCGCCCAUCAUGGGGCAGAAGCCAUUGCAGUUGAUCGAGAUCAAAGCCAGGGGGCGCUUCGGCUGUGUGUGGAAGGCUCAGCUCCUCAACGACUACGUGGCUGUCAAGGUCUUCCCCAUUCAGGACAAGCUGUCAUGGCAGAACGAGUAUGAGAUCUACAGCCUGAGUGGGAUGAAACACGAGAACCUGCUCCACUUUAUCGGUGUGGAGAAGAGAGGCAACAACAUGGACAUAGACCUCUGGCUCAUCACAGCCUAUCACGACAACGGCUCUCUGACUGAUUACCUGAAGGCCAACGUGGUGUCGUGGAACGAGCUGUGCCACAUCUCCCAGACCUUGGCCCGUGGCCUGGCCUAUCUCCACGAGGACAUCCCUGGGCUGAAGGACGGACACAAGCCCGCCGUCGCACACAGGGACAUGAAGAGCAAGAACGUGCUUCUGAAGAACAACCUGACAGCCUGCAUAGCGGACUUUGGCCUGGCCCUGAAGUUUGAAGCUGGGAAGUCAGCAGGAGACGCCCACGGACAGGUGGGCACGAGGCGCUACAUGGCCCCUGAGGUGCUGGAGGGGGCCAUCAACUUCCAGAGAGACUCCUUCCUGAGGAUAGACAUGUACGCCAUGGGGCUGGUGCUGUGGGAGCUGGCCGCUCGCUGCACCGCUGCAGAUGGUCCUGUGGAUGAGUACACACUGCCCUUCGAGGAGGAGGUCGGCCAACACCCGUCUCUAGAGGAUAUGCAGGAGGUGGUGGUCCACAAGAAGCUACGGCCCUGCCUCCGAGAGUGCUGGCAGAAACACACAGGCCUGGUGAUGCUGUGUGAGACCGUCGAGGAGUGCUGGGAUCACGAGGCCGAGGCGAGGCUCUCGGCGGGCUGCGUGGAGGAACGCAUCAUCCAGAUGCAACGCCAGACCAACGUCAUCGCCCCCGAGGAGAUUGUCACCGUCGUCACCAUGGUGACCAACGUGGACUUCCCUCCCAAAGAGUCCAGCCUAUGAAUGGACGGACAUUGACUGGACGUGCCAGGUGGUGGACAUGGAGCUAUUUUGAUUGGAUGUUUUCAGGUAUACAUUGAUCGACCAGAGUGGCCCGUUCAGGAUCAUGAACUCUGGAUGAUCCCGGGUUCAUCUCUGACCCCUGACCCCCUCAGAUGGGUGUGCUGGCAUGGCGUGGUGUGUUUUAGUGCUGGGCGCUACACUACUGUCAUUCAGGAAAUACCUGGCUGUGCCCACCAACACUGGUUUGGUUUCUACCCACUUCAUAGUAUCAUGAUGUGUUGGAUUCAGUUGGACUCCCAUAGCGAGCCUCAAACUGUACAACAGAAUCAAAAGAGCAACACUAGGUCGUAACAAACCCUGUGAGCUGGGCAAAAGGGAUAUUUUAUAUAUGAACGAAAACACUAGGACCUCCUAACAGACUUCUGUUCUAUUUUCUAAGAAGAGGAAGGGGAAGAGGACGGACUCUCCAAGAAGAACUGUUACGGCUCAGUAAAGAAAAAAGGGCGACUUGUUUUAAAAUUCCUUUGCUGUUUCCUUUCUGUUUAUAUGAUAAUGACAAUUGUAAUGCCAAUAAGAAACAGCUUCUGAAUGUCACGUGUACUGCUGCUGUCAAGGUUUAUUUUAAGGGGGGAUCCAUUUCCAAGCGUUACUACUUUGAAAGCAAAACCAUAGACCUCCCUCGAAUCAACAAGGUAUACCUCAGUUCCAUCUUCAUUACAACACUGCAACUCUAGAAACAGAACUACUAUUGUUUCUAGUUCUAUUAAGUAUAUUUCUAUGACGACAGCAAUCUCUGUAAACCAUUCAGAUGACAUCAUUACUUUGGUAUUAUUGAACUGUAUACUGUACAGCUGUGGCAGGUGAAAGUAGAAUCGUUAUCACCACAGUUUUUAAAACUAGUCUGCCAAGAGAUGUAUGACCAUACAUUUACACACGUACAUCUGCCUUCUUGUUUUUCUUCUUUGCACGAUUUUUUUUGUCCUUAUUAUUUUUCCUUAUUUUGUCCUUCCUUGCGGUUUUAAAUCGUUUUUAUUGAAAACAUGUUAAUCCUACAUUUUAAGAGUAUUUCAAUAACCCCCUAACUCAUUGAAAAUGAUUUUUAAAAAGCACUUCUUCCUUAUUUUGGCUUGCUGUGUCAACCGAGUAUUUAAUGAUGUGAGCAUGCCUUUUGGUUAUCCUUUGGUCUUCUUUUAAAAAAAGCUCAGGAAGCUACUCUUCUGUCUCUCUUGACUCCCUACUUAUUACCCAUCUGUAUCUCCCAGUCCCUAGCUACUUCUCGAGUCCCUUGCUACUACCCCUCUGUCUCUCCUUGUCCGUAGCUACUACCCUUCUGUCUCACCUUGUCCGUAGCUACUACCCUUCUGUCUCACCCUGUCCGUAGCUACUACUCUUAUGUCUCUACUGAGUCCCUAGCUACUACCCUUCUGUCGCUCCAGUUCCUAGCUACUACCCUUCUGUCUCUCCAGUCCCUAGCUACUACCCUUAUGUCUCUCCAGUCCCUAGCUACUACCCUUCUCUCUCUCCAGUUCCUAGAUACUACCCUUCUGUCUCUCCAGUUCCUAGCUACUACCCUUCUGUCUCUCCAGUUCCUAGCUACUACCCUUCUGUCUCUCCAGUCCCUAGCUACUACCCUUCUGUCUCUCCAGUUCCUAGCUACUACCCUUCUGUCUCUCCAGUUCCUAGCUACUACCCUUCUGUCUCUCCAGUCCCUAGCUACUACCCUUCUGUCUCUCCAGUCCCUAGCUACUACCCUUCUGUCUCUCCAGUCCCUAACUACUACCCUUCUGUCUCUCCAGUCCCUAACUACUACCCUUCUCACUCUAUCAGUCCCUAGCUACUACCCUUCUGUCUCUCCAGUCCCUAACUACUACCAUUCUGUCUCUCCAGUCCCUAGCUACUACCCUUCUGUCUCUCCAGUCCCUAACUACUACCCUUCUCACUCUCUCAGUUCCUAGCUACUACCCUUCUGUCUCUCCAGUCCCUAGCUACUACCCUUCUGUUUCUCCAGUCCCUAGCUACUACCCUUCUGUUUCUCCAGUCCCUAGUUACUACCCUUCUGUCUCUCCAGUCCCUAACUACUACCCUUCUCACUCUCUCAGUUCCUAGCUACUACCCUUCUGUUUCUCUAGUCCCUAGUUACUACCCUUCUGUCUCUCCAGUCCCUAGCUACUACCCUUCUGUCUCUAGUCCCUAGCUACUACCCUUCUGUCUCUCCAGUCCCUAGCUACCACCCUUCUGUCUCUCCAGGCCCUAGCUACUACCCUUCUGUUUCUCGAGUCCCUAGCUACUACCCUUCUGUCUCUCCAGUCCUUAGCUACUACCCUUCUGUCUCUCCAGUCCCUAGUUACUACCCUUCUGUCUCUCCAUUCCCUAGCUACUACCCUUCUGUUUCUCCAGUCCCUAGUUACUACCCUUCUGUCUCUCCAGUCCCUAGCUACUACCCUUGUUUCUCCAGUCCCUAGUUACUACCCUUCUGUCUCUCCAGUCCUUAGCUACUACCCUUCUGUCUCUCCAGUCCCUAGUUACUACCCUUCUGUCUCUAGUCCCUAGCUACUACCCUUCUGUUUCUCCAGUCCCUAGCUACUACCCUUCUGUUUCUCCAGUCCCUAGUUACUACCCUUCUGUCUCUCCAGUACCUAACUACUACCCUUCUCACUCUCUCAGUUCCUAGCUACUACCCUUCUGUUUCUCUAGUCCCUAGUUACUACCCUUCUGUCUCUCCGGUCCCUAGCAACUACCCUUCUCACUCUCUCAGUUCCUAGCUACUACCCUUCUGUCUCUCCAGUCCCUAGCUACUACCCUUCCGUCUCUCCAGGCCCUAGCUACUACCCUUCUGUCUCUCCAGUCCCUAGCUACUACCCUUCUGUCUCUCCAGUCCUUAGCUACUACCCUUCUGUCUCUCCAGUCCCCAGUUACUACCCUUCUGUCUCUCCAGUCCCUAGUUACUACCCUUCUGUCUCUCCAGUCCCUAGCUACUACCCUUCUGUCUCUCCAGUCCCUAGCUACUACCCUUCUGUUUCUCCAGUCCUUAGCUACUACCCUUCUGUCUCUCCAGUCCCUAGCUACUACCCUUCUGUCUCUCCAGUCCCUAGUUACUACCCUUCUGUCUCUAGUCCCUAGCUACUACCCUUAUGUCUCUCCAGUCCCUAACUACUACCCUUCUCACUCUCUCAGUUCCUAGCUACUACCCUUCUGUCUCUCCAGUCCCUAGCUACUACCCUUCUGUCUCUCCAGUCCCUAACUACUACCCUUCUCACUCUCUCAGUUCCUAGCUACUACCCUUCUGUCUCUCCAGUCCCUAGCUACUACCCUUCUGUCUCUCCAGUCCCUAGCUACUACCCUUCUGUUUCUCCAGUCCCUAGUUACUACUCUUCUGUCUCUCCAGUCCCUAGCUACUACCCUUCUGUUUCUCCAGUCCCUAGUUACUACCCUUCUGUCUCUCCAGUACCGAACUACUACCCUUCUCACUCUCUCAGUUCCUAGCUACUACCCUUCUGUCUCUCCAGUCCCUAGCUACUACCCUUCUGUCUCUAGUCCCUAGCUACUACCCUUCUAUUUCUCCAGUCCCUAGCUACUACCCUUCUGUCUCUCCAGUCCCUAGCUACUACCCUUCUGUCUCUCCAGUCCCUAGCUACUACCCUUCUGUCUCUCCAGUCCCUAGCUACUACCCCUCUGUCUCUCCAGUCCCUAGCUACUACCCUCCUGUCUCUACAGUCCCUAGCUACUACCCUUCUGUCUCUCCAGUUCCUAGCUACUACCCUUCUCGCUCUCUCAGUCCCUAGCUACUACCCUCCUGUCUCUCCAGUCCCUAGCUACUACCCUUCUGUCUCUCCAGUCCCUAGCUACUACCCUUCUGUCUCUCCAGUCCCUAGCUACUACCCUUCUGUCUCUCCAGUCCCUAGCUACUACCCUCCUGUCUCUACAGUCCCUAGCUACUACCCUUCUGUCUCUCCAGUUCCUAGCUACUACCCUUCUCGCUCUCUCAGUUCCUAGCUACUACCCUCCUGUCUCUCCAGUCCCUAGCUGCUACCCUUCUGCUUUGAGACGCGGGUGACCUUUCACACUGACUCUCUCUCUCUUCCUGGUGCCAUCUCAACCAUAGUGUUAAAACAUCUCUACUUCUAGCCUCUCUAUCAUCUCAACUCAGUUGAGCCUUUAAUCAGUGUGACAACGUUACUACUGUAGGCCCACCCUGGGCAAAACAAGGAUGACUCUCGUCGUCCUUCCGGAAUUUGAUUUGUGAAUGUGUUCUGUAUACCAUUUCUAGCUUGUUGUACGAGCUCAGAUGUGUCUUCUGGGUGACAUUGACACUGAUGAUGAUGCGUUCAUCUUUGCAUUCUCUCUUUUCACACCUCGUCAGUGUUUUAACUGGAACUACAGCAUCUACAGCAACGUUCAGGGAUUCAAUACUAUGCUUUUCAGUAAUUACUACAGUAUAUGCAACCCGUGCAGAAUGGUGCAAUUGCGUAAAUACUUGCAUUGCUGCAGGAGCGACUUUCACACCACUGUAGCAUUUUUUAAACAGUUCAUCUUGUGUAUUGAUGUUUUAAUGAUUUGCUGAGCUGAGCUUUCGGGUAUUAGACAGAGAGCAGGUGGGCAGGUGCCAACUCAAACAAUUAUUGCUUUACCUCUAUCUGAAAGACAGUGGAACGGACUUAGGGGAGGCCCAACUGUAUUACUAGAUUGUGUCUGUACUCUCGGGGGUGAAGGCUGCAGUUGGCCAGUGGUCUCGCAGCGGAUGUAGGCUCUAUCGCAAUUAGUCUUUCCUUGGUUCCGCACAUCCUGUCUCCUUGCCUAAUAUGGUUGAGGAGGAGAGGGGAUGCGAAGAUUCAAGGACAUUUUGAAUUGAGAAAGCCGUAGAAUGGUGGCCGUUACUGUGAAUCCCCCCCCCCCUCCCUCGCUACACACUGGAACCCUGUAGCGCUCAGCAAUAGCAACUAGCAAGCAUAGGGCAUUGGAGGAAGAGUGGAAGGGGCACCAGUUUCCAAGCAGUCAGUGGUGAACCAACAGUCUAAUAUACAAUCACUACAGUUCUACUGCAUUAUUUUGAUUGUCGUAUGUGCUUCUGAGAAAGAAAAAAUAAAUAUGUAGCCAUGUUGUGAUCCUCUGAUGAUUUCUGGUAUUUUGAAGGUAUAAUUUUGUGUACAUGAUUUUAUUUUGAAACCACAGCUACUUGUACAAAGCUGAUUUCACUGUACAGAUGUUUUAAACCCCAAACCCUGUUACAAUCUUCUUAGUUGAUCAGACCUUGGCCUUCUUGUGAGGGUUGAUUUUCUUUCAGAUCAACUUCAGAAAGCCCAAAUAACAUUUGACUUCAGACUGGCUGGAAUAUUGAAAUGCACAUUAUGUAAAUACACAUGUCAUUUUUAGAUUGUAGAUGAUGGAUAUAGCAUGAGGUUGUUUCUAUGGUUAUUAGAAUAUAUCACAAACACGAAAAAAAUAUCCCAGAUAAAUGAAUUAUUACAUAAUAAGAUUUUACCUGUUUAUUUUGUAUAUCUAUGUUUUUAAAUUGUAUCAAUUUAUGGCCCAAAUGGCCCGAAACGGUCACUCUUCCUUCCCCAGAUGAGACUAAUUUCUUUCUAAGGUGGUCUGAUGAAAGUUCCCUCAAAUGGAACCCUGAAUCAACAGUUAUACCAUUUUCACACCGCUGAGCUGAGCCAAACUAAGCCGAACCGAGUUGGAUAGAGAUGGCCUGGUUAAGCAUCCACCAUAGUUGCUGGAAGAAAGCUGAAAAUGACAAUGUGAUCGGAAGAUAUCAGAGCCAGCAAAGUAUGGUUCGGGUUGGCUCAGUAGUGUGAAAAUAGUCAUUGUUUUACCUCAGACAUCCUAGCUCAGACCCUUACGUUACACUACAGCAUUGAGAUACCAUUGCUACAAUGUUCCAGCAGUGUUGCAAGAAUGUUAUCCCUUGUAUGUGACCAGCAGACAGUGUUUUCUGUAACACACUUCCUCUCAAAACAACCCUAAAGCUAAACCUAGGUUAGCUUCGGUUCUGUAUUUGCUGAUAGUCGAACAGUGUGACUUGGCACAAAUGACUGUUCUAUUGGCAAGUGGACUUGCCAAUAAUUUUUAUGCUUUGCAAGUUAUUUAACAAACUUUUUCAGAUGCCUGGUUGGAAGUGGAUGUUAAAUAUUGUACAGAGAAAUUGUAUGCUAUUGUCCCUAAAAUAAAGUAUAGUGACUGCUCAUU